Molecule: messenger RNA, 2014 nt
Organism: Cavia porcellus (domestic guinea pig)
Lineage: Eukaryota; Metazoa; Chordata; Mammalia; Rodentia; Caviidae
Product: small integral membrane protein 10-like protein 2A
Exons: 2
Coding region: 271-1044 (257 amino acids)
Biological process (GO): negative regulation of transcription by RNA polymerase II; protein dephosphorylation
Cellular component (GO): nucleus
Molecular function (GO): STAT family protein binding
Source: RefSeq, a predicted model, not a curated record
UAUAUGGCGGCAGUUCUGUCGGGCCUGGCUGUCCGGCUCUCGCGCUCAGCCGCCGCCCGCUCUUAUGGGGUCUUCUGCAAGGGGCUGACACGCACGCUGCUCAUUUUCUUUGAUCUGGCCUGGCGGCUGCGCAUCAACUUCCCCUACCUCUACAUCGUGGCUUCCAUGAUGCUCAAUGUGCGCCUGCAGGUUCAUAUUGAGAUCCACUGAAGGCCAUCCCCUCCCUACAGAGGCGUCACCCUAGGCUCAUCACCUCAAAGAACAGAAAGCAUGAGGGACGGAAGAGGGACCCUUGGCACCUGCAUGGCCAAAGCAGAGGGGAAGGGAGGAGAGGACUGGGACAGACUGUCACUCAGCCUCAAGAGGAGCACGCAGGAGGGGAGCACGUGGCCUGCAGAUUCCCCUUCCCAGCUAAACACGCCUGCAGUUGACAGAAAUGGAAACACACAGAGUGAGGCGCUGUCCUCGAAAACGAAAGAUAGUCUGAGCGAGACUGGCCUCCUGCCUCCCACUGGUGACAGGGCACUUUUGUAUUUGAAGGGAUCCAUGGGAAGAAAUUCAGCCCUGGCAGUGGUUCCCAGUAAGGUUGUGGAUCCGUCCCAGGUCCUUGCAUCUGUCCCUGUGAGAGAGUGCCUUGCCGCGCUGUCCCAUGUCAUCAAGGAAGCUGUGCAGAGGAACUGGCCAGGAAGAGGCCCAGGAGCUAUGGACAGCCACAGAGGACAGUGCUCCAGCAGAAGGGCCUGGGUGUCAGCGCCACCAGGCUGCUCGCAACUGUGGGAAGUGAGAGUUUCUGAGGAUGAGCCGGUGAGGGCUGUUCCUGAGGGGCCAGACUCUGAGUUAGAACUGUCCUGCCUGUGUUUCCUGCUGCCCCAUUCACUGCACGCCCAUCCUCGAAGCCUCCUAAAGGAUGAGACACAGUGUGACCAUCUCGACCAGCUAAUGCCUGUGCUUUCAGAGCAGAUAACACAAUACAGGAACAUGCUCUCAAGUAUAAAUUGUACCUCAAAUAGUCUUCAGAUAACAUUGGGGUUGUUGGCUGUAUGACCUUUGACAUUAGCAAAUCCAACAGGCCAUAGUUAAGGUACAAGCAGAACAAUAAAAAUAGUAUCUUAAUUUUAAAGUUGUCUUAGAAUGAUUUUUUUGCAUUAAGUCUGGAUGCAAACAGUGCAGUCAUUCAGUUCCUGCUUUGGUUUGUACAGCUAGACAAACUUUCUAAGUCGAGUAUAAACUUGCUAAAAGCUAGGUAAUGCAGCAGGAAAUUUUUGAGCAUGUUUUAAAUUGUGCUUGUAAGACAAGAAUCGGGAAACCCUUUCAGGAGAUUAUUGAUUUAUCCAGUAUAAUUUCAGCUGAGAACAUGGCUUACCACGAAGUUCUUUGUCUCUAGUACCUAAUCUAAAGGGCUACUGUCCCAGAUACUGUCUGUCUCUUCAGCUGUCCUGUCACCAAAUGGAAGUGGAUCUUUGUAAAGUUUACCCGCUGUACUUUUAUGAAGCCUUGCUGAGUUCAUGGUGAGCUGUUACUAUUUCUGCGUUUUGUAGAUUAAUUUUGGUCUGCAGAAAAAUUUGGUUUCUUACACUUCUUUCUACUUGAAAUGGAGUUUCAAUGGAGGCCCUAUGGUGAAAGUUGCAAUAUUAAAUUUAGAAUAAUUUUCUCAAACUAGGAUUCCUAGCAGUGUUACCCUAAGUAAAAAGGAGCUUGACUCUGCUGUAGCUCAGCUAUAGAGAGGCAGAUAAAGUAUUUUCCCUUACAAAAGUUCCCAGGUCCAAGGAGUGGAGAUCUUUUUUUACACUAAGACUUUUCUGAAGUAACUUGUUGAUAACUUUAAUAAAGGCCACUUAAGAGUGUUGUUUUUUAAGGAUUCCCAAAGUGAAGCUAAAAAUAGUCAUUUUGGGAAUGAUUGCAUAUAUCAAUUUGUAUUAUGUGUUAAAUUACUAUGCCAUGUGCUAUUUUAGUGUUUUGGUAAAAUGGAGAAUUAAAAUCUGUUCUUUAGCAUAAUAAAUAUGUCUUAUUUUGA